This is a messenger RNA of Hibiscus syriacus, 363 nucleotides long. Its product is annotated as EG45-like domain containing protein 2. The coding region runs from base 5 to 334 and encodes 109 amino acids. The transcript has 2 exons. Lineage: Eukaryota; Viridiplantae; Streptophyta; Magnoliopsida; Malvales; Malvaceae. The record is from RefSeq and is a predicted model, not a curated record.
GGCAAUGACAGUCCUGUUAUUGGCAAUUCUGGUUACUGCAAUGAUAAGCAAAGAAGCAUACUUGGUCUAUGGUGAUAUUGGCACUGCAUCAUAUUAUAACCCUCCAUAUAUACCAACUAAAUGUGAUGGUAACAGAGAGGAACAGUUUCCACCAGGGAACCUGUUUGUCGUGGUUAGCGAGGGAUUAUGGGACAAUGGAGCUGCUUGCGGCCGGCGUUACAGGUUGAGAUGCCUAAGCGGACCGAAGAGACCGUGUAAGCAGAGAACCAUUGAUGUCAAAAUGGUGGAUUUCUGUCCGUUCACGCCAUGCCCCUCGACGAUCAUGUUGUCCUGAGAUGCCUUUGCAGCUUUUGCACAUAAACG